Molecule: messenger RNA, 1487 nt
Organism: Phoenix dactylifera (date palm)
Lineage: Eukaryota; Viridiplantae; Streptophyta; Magnoliopsida; Arecales; Arecaceae
Source: RefSeq, a predicted model, not a curated record
AACCGACCCAGAACCCAACCUUUCCUCCCUUCUCGGCCUUGCUCGGAUCAAAACUCGUGGGUUUCCCGAAAGCUAUUCCUGGAAUUAGGGUUCCGGCGUUGAUCCGGCGGAGGGAGAGAGGGGGAGAAGGAGAGGAUGGGAGAGCGCAAGGUGUUGAACAAAUACUACCCGCCGGACUUUGAUCCGGCGAAGAUCCCGCGGCGGCGGCAGCCUAAGAACCAACAGAUCAAGGUUCGUAUGAUGCUUCCCAUGAGCAUCCGCUGCAACACCUGUGGCACCUACAUCUACAAGGGCACCAAGUUCAAUUCCCGCAAAGAAGAUGUCAUCGGAGAUACUUAUCUGGGAAUUCAGAUUUUUCGGUUCUACUUCAAAUGCACCAGAUGCUCGGCUGAAAUUGCAUUCAAAACAGAUCCUCAGAAUUCGGACUAUGUUGUUGAAUCGGGAGCAUCCCGAAAUUUUGAGCCUUGGCGGGAAGAGGACGAAGCAGUAGAAAAAGAGAAGAAGAAAAGAGCUGCUGAAGAGAUGGGGGAUGCAAUGAAGUCACUGGAAAACAGAGCAGUGGAUUCAAAGAGAGAUAUGGACAUACUUGCAGCACUAGAAGAAAUGAGGUCUAUGAAGUCAAGACAUGCAACUGUGAGUGUCGAUAUGAUGCUAGAGACUCUAAAGCGUUCAGCCUACGACAAGGAGCAAAAAAUUGCGGAGGAGUUAGAUAAAGCAGAUGAAGAACUGAUCAAAUCAAUUGCUUUUCCUGGUUCACAAAAUUAUGUCCGACGUAUACAGGAUGAUGAAGAUGAGGAUCUAGAUGAGGACUUUGGUCAGUCAUCUUCCAAUCCAUGCAAGUUACCAGAUGAUAAUUUAAAGGGGAAAAGUAAUUCAGAACUCUCAAGCACAGUGGAAAAACCAACAGAUUCCUUAACAAAAAGCAGUAUUUUUAACAGUUCUAAAGAUGGAGGAACUUCAGGUGGGGGCUCUUCAGUUACCAUGCCGAAGUUUAUAUUGAAACCACGGCCUGUGACAGAUGGGCCUUCUUCCAAGAAGCCCCGGACUGCACCUAUAGAGGAUGACCGACAAGAUGGUGAAAACAAUCAGACGGAAGGCAAUCAGAUGACGAACGGGCUUGUAUCUCUUUGUCAAAAUUAUGAUACGGAUGAUGAAAGUGAUUGAUUGUAGCAAUGUAAUAUUUUAUUAUACUGAGGCCUAAUGCCUUUCAAUGUUUCUGCUAACUAGUGGAAAUAUCACACAUGGAUCAGGGAAAUCGAGCAGCCCACGUAGAUGUAUGGAGGAAAUUUGUAAGCUUGGGUUCGAUUUCUUUCUAGUAAUGGACGAGGCUCCAUGGGUUAUGCUUGGAUAUGAAUGCUGUCGGGUCAUUGUAACUGAAAGUGGAGAGGCUAUUAGCAUGAGUUGAAGCAGAAGACAAUGUUGAAAAUAGCAUGUCUCAACCAUUUCUCUUUGUUUACAUGCCCUCUCUGGUCCAAGUAUGUUGUACU